This is a messenger RNA of Armigeres subalbatus, 2783 nucleotides long. Its product is annotated as spermine oxidase-like. The transcript has 4 exons. Lineage: Eukaryota; Metazoa; Arthropoda; Insecta; Diptera; Culicidae. Gene Ontology annotation, molecular function: polyamine oxidase activity. The record is from RefSeq and is a predicted model, not a curated record. The coding region runs from base 534 to 1973 and encodes 479 amino acids.
AAUUGUUGAUUCAGUGUUAUCUGUAUAGAUGUAAACUAAAUAAAUGAAAAUUAAGUAGGAUGCAAGCCAUUUAAGCAGUCCCGGCUCGGUAUAACACAUUUUCAGAGUGGACUAGCUCUGAAUAAUUAUCGUACGAGAAAGGCAAAAUGAAAAUAAUAUAUCGAACUCUUAGAAAACUGAAUUGUCUUCUGAUUAUUAUAUAUUUCAACUUCGACCACGUGAAAAUGUGCUAAAUAUGCUGGUAAAUUGGAGAAUUUGCUUUACAUCUCAAAGAUAUGAACACAAUGUUAUCAUCGAUUAUUACUUCUAACCCAAUCCAAUACUAACUCAUAUCAUUAAAUCACAUUUCGCGCAUCCAGUUUAUUUUGAUAAUUCGUAAACAAGCCAUCACAACCACAAAUUCAAAUCAGCAUGCUCAAUAAUCUUUCCCGCGUAUCUAUCUGCUCUCCACAAGGCAGUCGCUAUUUGUGAUUUGUGCGUUGCUGAAGCUAGUUGCUCAGCCAUUUUGAGUUAGUUGUUAGCUGACUUGCCUAAUGAAUCCCAAAAUACUCAUUAUUGGUGCCGGUGCGUCCGGAAUCGCGGCCGCUACACGUUUUUACGAAAAUGGCUAUCGUAAUUUGGUCAUUCUGGAAGCUGAGAAUCGAUUAGGUGGUAGGAUUCAUACGGUACCUUAUGGGGCGAACGUAUUGGAUUAUGGCGCUCAAUGGGUCCAUUCGAACGUGAAAAACGUUGUAUAUGAUAUGGCGGCAAAGUACAACUUAGUAGAGAUAGAAGAUCAUCGUGAAGAUGAGCUAUGCAUCAAAUCAAAUGGGGAAGAAGUGCCAAUUGAUGUAUCCAAUUUAGUGGUGGAUGUAUUAGAACGUUCAAUAGAUGACGAAGAAAAGGUGAAACAGUAUAAAAAAUCGCUUGGUGAUUACUACACGGAAAGCUUUCAAGAAGCGUUGCAGGGUGGCAAGUUCGGCGACAUCGAUAACGAAACGUGUAAUCAAAUCUUUCAAUACUUUCUGAAAUACCAUCAUACCUACAAUGCUGUAGAUAGCGUAUUUGAUAUGUCUGCAGCAGGGCUGCUGGAAUUCGUGGAUUACCAAAAUGAAUAUCUUAUAAAUUGGCGAACACGUGGUUUCAAAACUAUUCUUGAUCUAUUAAUGAAUCGAUUUCCGGAGCAAAAUUCAACAUCAAUACCAAUUGAAGACUUUGUAUUAUUCAACAAACGAGUAGUCAACAUAAAUUAUUGCAAGGAGUCUAUCCAAUCCAUCAUUGUGACUUGCAGCGACGGUCAGUGUUACACUGCAGAUCACGUGAUCGUUACUGUAUCACUUGGUGUCCUGAAAGAGAUUUACCGUACGUUGUUCACCCCAUGUAUACCUCAACUACAGCAAAAUGCCAUAGAAGGACUUUAUAUUGGCCUAGUAGACAAAAUGGUACUGCAGUUUGACGAACCUUUUUGGCCAGCUGGAUGGCGCGGUUUCGCUAUGCUGUGGAACGAACAAGAUCUGAAUGAUCUUCGCAAUUCCGAUAAAAGUUGGAUCGAAGGCGUUGCAAGUUUUUUCGUUCCUGAAUAUCAACCCAAUCUGCUGGUCGGUUGGGUUCACGGGAAAGACGCCAGAACCAUGGAGAAACUCUCGGAAAGUGACGUCAUUGAGGGAUUGUUGUUUGUGCUUAAAAAGUUUUUGGUGAAAUUCAACAUUCCUGAGCCAAAAUCAUUUACUCGUAGCACCUGGUACACGAAUAGGAAUUUCCGUGGAUCGUACUCUAGCAGAUCAAUGAAAUCGGACGCUUUGAAUGCUAAGGCCGCUGAUUUGGCACAACCCCUGUUGAACUCCCUACAAUUGCCAGUGGUACAGUUCGCAGGUGAGGCCACACAUCCUCAGUAUUACUCAACGGUGCAGGGUGCCAUAGAAAGUGGUUGGAGAGAAGCUGAUAGAUUAAUUGCAAGUUACAGGAACAACAGAACAACAGUUAGCAAAUUAUAAACGAGAUGUUUAAAGCAAUAAAAUUGAUUUAACAAGGUAGGAAAAUUAAAUUGUGAUCUGUUGUAGCUUCAUUUAGAAUUGUAUACGUAUUUUUUAAAAAUCCGUUUGUCUCUAUCUAACUCGCUCCAGGAUACAUAUAUGUAGAAGAUGAUAACAAAAUUUUAUGAUUUGAUGAUAACAAUUGUUUGUGCUCUACGCGAUUCUACAGAAAUUGAUCACUAAUGAUAGAAAUUUCUUUUCCGCGCUUUCCAAAUCUGGGGCCCUUCUUAGCCGUGCGGUAAGACGCGCGGCUACAAAGCAAGACCAUGCUGAGGGUGGCUAGGUUCGAUUCCCGGUGCCGGUCUAGGCAAUUUUCGGAUUGGAAAUUGUCUCAACUUCCCUGGGCAUAAAAGUAUUAUCGUACUAGCUUCAUGAUAUACGAAUGCAAAAAUGGUAACCUUGCUUAGAAACCUCGCAGUUAAUAACUAUGGAAGUGCUUAAUGAACACUAAUCUACGAGGCGGCUCUGUCCCAGUGUGGGGAUGUAAUGUCAAUAAGAAGAAGAGCUUUUCGAAUCUCCCGUACCAUGUGAUGACACGAGCACGUCCGAUGAACACUUAUCAAAUAUUUAUGCAACGCGUACUUUAGGGGGGAGGUGUUUUCUUACGCACCAUAUAAAUAAAAAAAUCAUUUGAAUAAAAAAAAUACAGCAAUAUUGAAGAAAAACCCGGAAAAUCCGAACGUAAAAAAUUUGAAAGCAAUAGAGUGCUGCUCAAAUAGAUCUUCCAGGGAUGGAGUCCAUAGAGGAAUGAAAAAUAUCUCCCACUUAUCA